Penicillium nucicola is the source of this 882-nucleotide messenger RNA. RefSeq lists its product as uncharacterized. Bases 1 to 882 code for a protein of 293 amino acids. Lineage: Eukaryota; Fungi; Ascomycota; Eurotiomycetes; Eurotiales; Aspergillaceae. The transcript has a single exon. The record is from RefSeq and is a predicted model, not a curated record.
AUGGGGCUGAAGAAGCAGCAGCUCCAGUUCGAGGAGGAAAUCCUCUCAGAUAUCGAAUCGGAGCCAGAACUCCCACGUCGUCUACGAUCCUUUCCGUUCUUCGAACUACCCUCCGAGAUCCGUCUGCGCAUCUAUCAUUUCCUCUUAUUCACGCCAGCUCGGAAGAGUGCGUUGCAACGCACUGGUAAUGUCGGAGCCUCCGCGAAGAAGAGCAAGCCGUUAUCGCCGUCCUCACAACGAGUCGCACUGUUCCUCGUCUCUCGAAAGGUACACGAUGAAGCCACACACUACUUUUACUCGACCCAGACAUUUCGAGUAUUCCCGGUGCAGGACUUUUUGAAGAUGCCCACCCUCCGCGCCUUGCCUCGUCGCCACCGGCCUUCAAUCACAACGAUCGAGCUGAUUGUCGGCUCAAGCUGGACUGCGCCACCGCGAAAUUGGAUCGUGAAUCAAGGAUUAGGGUUACACGACAUGCACCUUGCCCGCACGCUCAAGGUUUUCGUGCAGUGUGACCCGUCUCACCCUGUAUUCGAGGGUUUCCGAAUCUCCGAGAACUUCUAUACAGACUUUUGCGGGGACCUCCUCCAUAAGAUACUGGAACGACUUCCUGGUUUAGUUCAGGUUGAGUUCGAUGCAUGGCCCUCAGUGGAGAAGCAUGGACCUUUAAUGACACGCUUGCUUGCCGAGACUCGCCAUGUGCAGAAGAAAGUCCUCUGGGGCCCUGACAGAGGAUGGACGGAUUGGGAUGACAAUCAGAAAGAUCAGCGCAAGAAAAUCACCAAGAAUGACGCAGACGCGGCCUUUGAUGGUCUCCGUUCUCACCCUCCUGAUGCUCUCGAAGGGUUGGCGAACUCUCUUCAAACCAUCACUUUGGAAUCUUGA